Messenger RNA from Pocillopora meandrina, 325 nucleotides. The record is from the annotation of a GenBank genome assembly. Lineage: Eukaryota; Metazoa; Cnidaria; Anthozoa; Scleractinia; Pocilloporidae.
AUGAACUUUUAUGUAGAACUGAAUUCUUGCAAGAUUAACGCUGCAGCUUUAAGCUUGAUUUACCCCUUCUCCGAUGCUUUUAUUUCUAAAAGCAGAAACAUACCAAGUAUCUCAGAUUUAUUUCACAAGAAGCUUAUGAAAAGAUCACGAAGGAAAAGCACAUCAACUUUCAAGUAACGCAAUGUGGCACAUUUAUCAAUAAACAGUCUCCAUAGCUACAUGCCACACCUGACUUUUCGUGAGGGUGUGGUUGCUGUGGGGAUGGAUGUGGGGAAGUCAAAUGCCCCUAUUGUUUAAAGGAUACAGACUUGAAGCAGUAUAUUAA